AUGGCUGUACCAGUUGCAUUAGCAAUAUGGCUGAACUCCGAAAACUUGGAUUUAUUGCUACAAUCGAAGAGAAUGAUUCUUUAAAUCUAGCACCAGAAAGUUCUUCAAGUGAAGAUGAGGCUCCAGCAGGAGAAAAAGUCAAAAAGAAGAAAAAAUCACAGAUAAAUAGUUUUAACCAAAGUUUUUCAUUUACAGAUCAGUUUGAUCCACAAUCAGCAUUUAAUUUCGACCAUGCCCUUAAAUUUGCAAAGAGAAAAAGGGAACCCACCACUCUAGAUGAAAAGAUUGCCAAAGUUAGAAAAAGAAAGAAGAAAGAGAUAGCUGCUGAUGAUGACGAAGACCCAGUAAAUGUAGAUAACUCAGACAACGAAGAUAUGGAGGAAGAAGAAUCUUCAGAUGAAGAAAUGACAGCUGACUCCAUCAGAACAAAAGAAAAGAAGAAAAAGAAAAAGGGAAAGAAUAAGAAAACUGAUUUUGAUGAGGAAGAGAAGGAACUUGUAGAAUUCUCAGAGACUAUUGACAAUUAUGAUGAAAAGGCAACAUUUCAAGACAUGAAUGUUUCUAGACCUAUAAUGAAAGGAUUAAGCCGUAUGAAUUUUGCCAAACCUACACCAAUCCAGGCUGCUACUAUUCCUGUAGCUUUAUUAGGAAGAGAUCUCUGUGCAUGUGCUGUUACAGGGUCAGGUAAAACUGUGGCCUUUAUGUUACCUAUCCUGGAGAGAUUAUUAUACAGACCUAAAAACACAGCACUGACCCGUGUUCUUGUACUGGUACCCACUAGGGAAUUAGCUGUUCAGGUUCAUACAGUAGCCAGACAACUCUCGCAGUUCACUAAUGUUGAAUGCUGUUUGGCUGUUGGUGGUCUUGAUCUGAAAGCUCAGGAAGCAGCAUUACGGUUAUCACCUGAUGUUGUCAUAGCAACCCCAGGUCGAUUGAUUGAUCAUUUACAGAAUUCUCCCAACUUCACACUCAGAAAUAUAGAAAUAUUGGUGCUAGACGAGGCUGAUAGAAUGUUAGAUGAAUAUUUUGCUGAACAGAUGAAGGAGAUUAUAAGACAAAGUUCACAGACCAGACAGACCAUGUUGUUCUCAGCCACAAUGACAGAAGAGGUGAAGGAUCUUGCUGCAGUGUCCCUGAAGAAUCCAGUCAAGAUAUUUAUAAACCAGAGUACAGAUACAGCUUUAGGACUCAGACAGGAGUUUGUCAGAAUUAGGGCUAAUAGAGAGGGAGAAAGGGAGGCUAUCAUAGCAGGACUUGUAGCCAGAACAUUUAGAGAUCACUGUAUAGUGUUUAUACAAACAAAGAAACAAGCACACAGAAUGCAUAUAGUGUUAGGAUUACUGGGGGUAAAUGUUGGAGAGCUCCAUGGAAAUCUCUCUCAAGCUCAGAGGUUGGAAAGCUUAAAGAUGUUUAAAGAAGGAUUGAUAGAUGUUUUAUUAGCGACAGAUCUGGCAGCUAGAGGUUUAGAUAUAGAGGGUGUUAAAACUGUGAUAAAUUUUACCAUGCCCAACUCAUUGAAGCAUUAUGUACAUCGAGUGGGUCGAACUGCCAGAGCGGGAAAAAAAGGGAGAUCAGUGACACUUGUUGGAGAGCAAGAAAGAAAAAUGUUAAAAGAAGUAGUGAAACAUGCUAAAACACCAUUAAAAACACGGGUGAUACCUCAAGAAGUGAUAGGAAAGUACAGAGACAAAAUAGGCAAGUUAGAAUUAGAUGUGAAGGAAAUAGAAUGGACAGAACAGGAGGAGAAAGAAAUGAGAGCAACAGAAAACCAGAUAAAUAAAGCAAAUAAUCUGCUGGAAAAUCCAGGGGAUCAACACAAACGUGACUGGUUCCAGACUCACAAACAAAGAAUGCAAGAAAAGGCUGAUCAGAGACUUGGUGAAUUUUCGUUAUCCAAGAAAAAGAAUAUGAAGAAAGAAAAAAAAGUUGUGACGUCAGAAGACAGAGUGAAGAAUGAGUUAUUAAAAUCUGAGUUGUAUGCUGCAAGAAUAGCAAAGAAAGAACGUAAACCUAAAAAGAUGAGAGCAUUUGGGGAACAUAUAGAUAAAUCUAAGAAAAAGAAGAAACAAAAGAUAAAGAAGUCUGCAUUUGAUGAAGAACUAACUAGUACUGGCAGGACAGCUUUGAAAAAGUUCAGGGCUGGGCCUUCAUAUCAAGAAAGAAAGGAGAUGGGUAUGGUAGGAAAGAAACCUAAAGGAAAACAGUCAAAAAGACGGUGACAGUGUGCAAUAAAGGAUUAUGGGGAAGAUUGGAGAAAUGAACAUUUGUUGUCAUUAUGUACAUUAAACACUUCUUUUAUCUCAUUUAUGCUUAAAUUUGUUUUUAUUUCAAGUUGACAUAAUGUUUCUGUUAUGAUUUGGGUUAUUUUUUAUGUUUCCAGAAUAAAUUUCAGGAGCAUGUAUA
Messenger RNA from Mytilus californianus (California mussel), 2403 nucleotides. Its product is annotated as probable ATP-dependent RNA helicase DDX27. Gene Ontology annotation, molecular function: RNA helicase activity; ATP binding; nucleic acid binding. Bases 27 to 2219 code for a protein of 730 amino acids. Lineage: Eukaryota; Metazoa; Mollusca; Bivalvia; Mytilida; Mytilidae. The transcript is spliced from 21 exons. The record is from RefSeq and is a predicted model, not a curated record.